Molecule: messenger RNA, 790 nt
Organism: Aphanomyces astaci
Lineage: Eukaryota; Oomycota; Saprolegniomycetes; Saprolegniales; Verrucalvaceae
Exons: 1
Coding region: 78-731 (217 amino acids)
Source: RefSeq, a predicted model, not a curated record
CUCGAAUUAUUCCACCAGAUGUGGCUUGCUAGCAUUACCGGUACAUGUCAUUUUAGAUAUAUUCUGGUCCUCGAGUCAUGGACGCGUUGUUUGACGGCGCCGCUGCCCUCACCGCCACCAUGGCUUCACCCGCCCCGGCCACCUCGGCAGCAGAAAGCCAACAUCACACGCCUCAGUGCUUCUUUAACGGGUGCUCACAUCCAGCUCGCCCUGGAUCUGUCAAAUGUGCGUUCCACCGCAAGAAAGGAACGUGCAUGGGCCCCGGUUGUCGCAACCAAGUGUACGCGCGCGGGCGGUGUGUGCUUCAUGGCGCCCGGAAGCCAUGCACGCAUCCUGGGGGGUGCAACGGGUUCGCUCGGAGUCGGGGGUUGUGCAGUCGACACAGUCGGGGUGCAGAUGAGGGGACUUCAAGUCCAGACCGCGUCAGUGGAGGCAAGAGCCUGGCGCCCCCUCGAACUCGCCACACAUCCCGUUCUUCGUCAUCUGCCCAACACUGCAAGAUAUCGCCAACCACCCAAGUGCUUCUCACUCAAGUGGACCCUAAGGCCCGAUCGUGCUUGGAUGCGCUUUUGCAGCUGCACGGUCAGCAUCCGUCCGUAGCCUCUUCCACUCCCCGUCACUACCGCUCCGUCGCGCCUUUGCUGCCACUUCGCGACGUACCGUUCGCCUACACCCCCAACCUCCCCAAACUACCCUCCAUUCACACUUGGUUCGCGCCUUGCAUAAUGUAGCCCUCUCGACUCUAGUACUAUAGGACAGUAAUUAAUUCAGCAACAUGCAUAUACUAGUG